Molecule: messenger RNA, 7230 nt
Organism: Linum trigynum
Lineage: Eukaryota; Viridiplantae; Streptophyta; Magnoliopsida; Malpighiales; Linaceae
Source: the annotation of a GenBank genome assembly
CUCCUUGAUAUAGUGAAACUGGCUCUCUCUCGCCCGUGGACGUAGCUAACACACAUCGUGUUAGUGAACCACGUAAAUCGUGUGUCUGUGUUUUCGAUUCUCGCUUUCGUAUUCUUGCUUUGUCGAUUCCGGCUAUUUCCCGAUCCGUAGCAGCGCGUUUAUAACAAGUGGUAUCAGAGCCGCGGCUAGAAAUCAGGCUAGGGUUUUCGAUUUAGAAGAAUGACAUCGGUGAACAUGAAGAUCGAAAAGUUCACGGGGAAGAACAGCUUCGCUAUAUGGCAGAUCAAGAUGCAGGCUUUAUUAAAACAGCAAGGGCUGUGGGGGCCGCUGUCUGCGAAACAGAAGAAGGCAGCGGUCGAUGACGAUGAGUGGAAUACCCUGGAGGAGAAGGCCCACUCGACCAUCAUGCUAUCGUUGUCUGAUGACGUCAUCAUUGAAGUCGCUGCUAAGAAGACUGCCGCGGGCUUGUGGUUGAAACUAGAGAGUUUGUACAUGACUAAGUCUCUAACCAACAAGCUGCAUCUCAAGCAACGGUUGUUCAGCUUGAGGAUGCAAAAAGGUACGCCUUUGAGGGAACAUCUCGAACAGCUUAACUCUAUUUUGCUGGAUCUGCGUAAUAUAGAUGUUCAAGUUGAUGACGAGGAUGCUGCCCUAAUCCUACUGGUUUCUUUGCCGAGUUCAUAUGAGAAUUUCGUUGAUUCUUUUAUUGCUGGUAAAGAAAGCGUGUCGUUGGAGGAUGUCAGGUAUGCUCUUCAUACGAGAGAGAUCAUACAUAAGGCGUCCGGAUCUGGUACAGGUGGUGAGGCAUCGGGUUUGGCUGUUACAGGUGGAAAGGGAAAGAAGAAAUCUGGUAAAGGAAAUUCGAACAAGAAUUCCAAGGGUCCCGGUCCACAGCCAGGUGAUGCUUGCCAUAACUGUAAAGAAGUGGGGCAUUGGAAGUACAAUUGUCCCAAGAGAAGAGGGCAACAGAAGAAACAAGGUUUAGUUGCCGUGGCAGAAGUGGACAACAGUUCUGAAGACGAUCUCGCCUUGGCUGUAGAUGAGAAGGCACAUCGUGGGGAUGUGUGGUUUCUGGAUACUGCAGCCUCAUACCAUAUGUCUCCGAACAGGAAUUGCUUCACAACCUACGAGCAGAUAGAUGGUGGUAACGUGGUCAUGGCUAAUGGAGUUGUCUGCAAGGUUGUUGGAAUCGGGUCCAUAAAGGUUCGGACACAUGAUGGUUCGUUCUGUACCGUGAAUGAUGUCAGGCAUGUUCCACGAAUGACAAAGAACCUGAUCUCCUUGAGUCUACUCGACAGCAAGGGUUUCAGUUUCAAAAGAAAAGGUGGAGUUGUGUAUGUCUGCAAAGGUUCAAGGAAGGUGCUGAAGGGCGUGAAGCGUGGGACCUUGUAUGCAUUACAAGGGUCUGUGUUGUCUGGUUCUGCUGCAGUUGCAUCGUCUCAGGUUCAACAGGAAGAUAUGACCACUCUCUGGCACAUGAGACUAGGGCAUAUGAGUGAACGGGGGAUGCAAGUUCUGUCGAAGAGUGAUCUUCUUUGUGGGCACAAGAUGCAGAAUUUGGAAUUCUGCGAGCAUUGUGUGUUUGGGAAGCUACAUCGCAGCAAGUUUCCCAAGAAGGGUAUCCACCGGACGAAGGGGAUACUAGAUUACCUCCACUCCGACUGUUGGGGUCCUUCACGAGUUGAAUCCAUUGGAGGCAGCAGGUAUUUUCUGUCUAUUAUUGAUGAUUAUUCGAGAUUUACUUGGAUUUUCAUGAUGAAGCAGAAAAGUGAGGCUUUCACGAAGUUCAAGCAGUGGAAGACAUUGGUGGAGAAUCAGACCGGGAAGAAGAUCAAAAAGUUGCGAACAGACAAUGGUCUGGAGUUCUGUAAUUCUGAGUUCAACGAAUUCUGCAAGGAUGAAGGGAUUGCCCGUCAUCGGACUGUGAGAGAUACACCUCAGCAGAAUGGCGUUGCAGAAAGGAUGAACCAGACAUUGUUGGAGAGAGCACGGUGCAUGCUCUCUAAUGCUGGACUAGAGAGAAGAUUCUGGGCAGAAGCAGUGAACUUGGCAUGCUUCCUGAUCAACCGUGGACCUCACACAGGUAUUGAGUUGAAGACUCCUUAUGAGGUGUGGUAUGGUAAGCCUGCUGAUUACUCUUCACUGAAAGUUUUUGAAUGUCCUAUUUAUUAUCAUGUGGAUGAGGGUAAACUGAACCCAAGGGCAAAGAAGGGUGUAUUUGUGGGUUACGAAGAUGGAGUUAAGGGAUUUCGAGUCUGGUCACCUUCUGAGCAUCGAGUUAUACUCAGUAGAAAUGUGAUUUUUGAUGAGAAGUCUAUGUUUAACCCCAUGUUGAAGAUUACUGUUGUUGAAGGUAGCAGGAAUGUUGAUAAGCAGGUGGAGCUGCAAACUCUCAAUGAGAGUGAGUUUGAGCACCAAGGUGGAGAAGAUCAACAUGAGGAUGUUUCUACAGAGCCAGAAACUUCAAAGUCCAGUGCAGGAGCUCAACAGUCUAUAGCUUCCGGUAGACCAAAGAGAGCGACUGCAGGAGUACCUCCAGAGAGGUAUGGCUUUGAGGACAUGGUGGCGUAUUCAUUUCAGGUUGCUGAAGAAGUGGAUGCAGGAGAGCCACAGUCCUAUAGAGAAGCAGUUUCGGGUGGUGAAGCUGAUCAGUGGCUUGCCGCAAUGGGAGAUGAGAUGGAAUCCCAUGACAGGAAUCAGACUUGGGAGCUAGUCAAACGACCACAGGGAAGGAAGAUUGUUACAAACAAGUGGAUCUACAAGAAGAAGGAAGGAAUCACUUCUAAAGAGGGCAUGAAAUUUAAAGCUCGGGUGGUUGCACGAGGCUUCUCGCAGAGGGAAGGAGUUGACUACAAUGAUAUUUUCUCACCAGUGGUCAGACAUACUUCGAUCAGAGUGCUACUAGUAAUAGUGGCACAUUGUGACUUGGAGCUCGAGCAGCUAGACGUGAAGACAGCUUUCCUACAUGGAGAGUUGGAGGAAGAAAUUUACAUGACUCAGCCAGAAGGAUUCGAGGUUCCGGGAAAAGAAGACUAUGUUUGUAAGCUGAAGAAGUCCUUGUAUGGACUUAAGCAGUCUCCGAGGCAGUGGUACAAGAGAUUUGACAGUUACAUGCUUGAGCUGGGCUAUAGCAGAAGUCCAUAUGAUUGUUGUGUGUAUCACAACAAGGUGGAGGAUGGUUCGAUGAUCUAUCUUGUUCUGUAUGUGGAUGAUAUGCUCAUAGCUGCGAGGUCGAAGUCUGAUAUCCAGAAGUUAAAGGGGCUUCUCAGUGCUGAGUUUGAGAUGAAGGAUUUGGGAGCUGCUCAUAAGAUCUUGGGUAUGGAGAUUUACAGGGACAGGUCGAAGAAGAAGCUUUUCUUGUCACAGAAGAGCUACAUCCAAAAGAUACUGUCGAGGUUUGGCAUGUCUUCAGCAAAGCCCUUAAAUACUCCUAGUGCUUCAAAUGUUCAUCUAUCCUCAGCUUAUGCACCGCAGUUAGAGGCUGAGAAGGAGUACAUGUCGAGAGUCCCAUAUGCUAGUGCAGUAGGUAGCUUGAUGUACGCUAUGGUAUGCACUAGACCUGAUCUUGCACAUGCUGUUAGUGUUGUCAGCAGGUUUAUGAUACAACCUGGGAAGGAGCAUUGGCAGGCUGUGAAGAGGAUCUUCCGGUACCUUAAGGGUACACCUGAUGUGGGGAUUAGCUUCGGAAGUGAUACAGAGUGCUUGGUGUCUGGGUAUUCUGACUCAGACUAUGCUGGAGAUGUUGACACGAGGAGAUCGAUGACCGGUUAUGUAUUCACUCUUGGGAGUUCUGUAGUGAGCUGGAAGGCAACUUUGCAGUCAGCGGUGACAUUGUCUACUACUGAGGCAGAGUAUAUGGCAUUGACAGAAGCUGCUAAGGAGGGAAUAUGGUUGAAGGGACUGGUUGGUGAUCUUGGUCUACAUCAUGAUCAGGCAGUGGUGUAUUGCGACAGUUUGAGUGCAAUAUGCUUGGCCAAGGAUCAAGUCCACCAUGAGAGGACUAAGCACAUCGAUGUGAGGUAUCAUUUCUUGAGGACAGAGAAGAGGAUUAAGGUGAAGAAGGUUGGCACCGCGGAUAAUCCUGCUGAUAUGUUCACGAAGCCGGUUCCACAUGGCAGGUUCCAACACUGCUUGGACUUGCUGAAUGUCCUGAGUGGGUGACUCCGCCCUACGGGGCAUUGAUGGCGGGAGAGAAAGAGAAGGAGCUGGGUACAUCAGAGAUUUUCAGAGGAAGAGGAUUCAAGUCAAGGUGGAGAUUUGUUGAUGUGACUUGAAUCGGACUAUCAGCCGCUACGACUGGUAAUCGGGGGUCUCUGUAACAGUUUCCUUUGUCAGAUUGGAUUAGGUUUAGACCCACAUGGAGAAGUACUAUAUAUACUUCUCAUACUCCUCUGUAAUCUGUAAUCUCCUUGAUAUAGUGAAACUGGCUCUCUCUCGCCCGUGGACGUAGCUAACACACAUCGUGUUAGUGAACCACGUAAAAUCGUGUGUCUGUGUUUUCGAUUCUCGCUUUCGUAUUCUUGCUUUGUCGAUUCCGGCUAUUUCCCGAUCCGUAGCAGCGCGUUUAUAACAAAAAUAAUAACCAAUCCAUUAACUUUCCAUCCAAUUGAGUGUCAGUUGACCCUAACAUGGCAAUUUAUGCAACCCUAAUCCUUUCGUUUGAUCUACCUAAUUUUCCCUAAUCUAGGACGACGACGAUGACCUGACCCCAACGCUCGCACAAGAACAUAGGGGAAGAGGAAGAGCGGAUCAUGAUGCCACCGUCACAGCAGUGACUAAGUCAUUGUACGUCGUGCCAAACAGAUAUAUUAGGAGUUUGUUGUGUGUUCGUUUCGAAAGUAAAAAAAAAAAACUGUAAUAGUAACGGUAAAUCAUUGCUGGGAUUAAUUGACAUCUUUUGGAUUUUCAAUUCGAUUUUUUGAUCAAUAUGAAAGAGGGCUUGAUCUAAUAGAAAAUAGUUAGGGCAAUAAUUCAAUUCACGUUUCUCUUUUUUCUUGGGGUAGCAAAAUGUGAAAAGGGGAGACUAUUAGUGAGGCAUUGAAAUUGCAAUCAAUAAGUGGGAGGUGAUAUGAUUGUGAAUUUGUGAUUGUGACAUUGGAGGAGUGUGGUGGCAAUGGAAACAUAGAGACCAAACUAUACAGUAGCGAUCAUGCAAUGCAAUUGAAGAGAGAGGGCCACAUACACUCAGAAUCUACACAUUAAAAAGGUUCAUGGAAAGGGUUAAUCUUACCUGCUGCUCUCUUUCUCUUUUUCCUUUAUUUGGCUUUCAACCCCGCAAUGACUUUUUCUUUCCCUUUUGUCUCUCAUGUAUGUUAGAGUGUGCCCAAAAUAUGCCUAAGGUUUGAGAUCCGAAACAGGUUAAUUGUACAUGAAAUCAAAUCGGGGCGGGUAUUCGAUAAUUGUAGCAGGUUGGGUCUAGGUCGAGUAAUUUAUUGUAAAACGCGGAUCGAAUCAUGUCGAAAUAUAUAGGUCGAAUAAUUUAUUGUAGAACGCGUUUCACAUAGAUGAUCUUAUGGCACCAAAUUGUGAAGUCAUUUUCAUGUUGAGUUGGCAAUACAUUAUAUGGAUUGGUAUUCAAAAUUUUCAAACAGGUUCAAGACUUUCUGUUUCCAUCAUUGUCACGCAUAAAGGCUUUGUCUUCGUUUGCUUAUAAUUAUCUCUUUUCCUUUUCUGGUCUGAAUCGUUCAUUAUGUUCUUGGCCCCUACAAAGAAACGCUAUCCUUACAGCUUUAGGAUUUGGAUUAUCCCUUCGUUUCGUUUCGUUUCCAUGCGUUGGUUUUCUUUGAUACUGCAGAGAUCCUUCCAAUGAUAUUAUCCAGUUUUGUCUUCUUUCAGGUUGUAUGCCCGAUAAAUUCUAGUCGUCGAUUCAAUUCAAUUAUAGUCGGAUAGAAUCAUAACGCCAAUUAAUUAAACUUCACAAAUAUUAAUUUUCAUAUUUGAGGCUAGGGGUGGGCAAUGAACGGGUUGGAUGGAUUUUGGUCUCAAAUUGACCCACCCGUUUAUUCGCGGAUUGAUGUGAUUGUAAACCGAUAUCCACCCACAUUUUUCUUUGAGUUGGGUCGAGUGUGUGGCAGAUGGGUUCGGUUGAAUUGUGGAUUAACCCGCAAAAUCAAUUCUCCAACUAGUCAUUAAACAAGUUGGCUACAUUUAUAACAAGUUCCUUGAAAGUUAUUAACCCCGUAGAAAUUUAGACACCUCCCACUUUGUCUCUAGUAGAUCCUUGUAGUAUUUCCAUAAAAUCAUUCAUUACUUCAUCAAUUAAUUGUGUAAAGAAAAUUGACGAUUAUUGCUACUUUUUUUUAUGAAUCGUUGGGAUCUUUAUUCGUCAAAAAGUGGUUGCUAGCAACACCCUUGCUAGCUAGGGAAUCAAACCAAAAAUGUGAAAACAGUUAAUGCAAACCUUCCUCUAAGACAGAUCACAAUUUAAACAUUCCAAAAGAGUCUCACCCUAUCACAGCCUAAAACACACACAACCUCGGAUUUGAUGACAAGCAGCACCUCCUGAAAACCUUUAACAUUAACUCCAUACAGUCGACGACAGCGUUCUCUCCAAACCUGACUUACCCACGAUUGCCAGAUGAGCCUUCCCGUUUCAGCAACUUCCGUUUGGUGGCUAUACUUCAACAUCAUCCAUGAAACCAUUUCCUCCCAAGUUUGGAUUAAAGGAACCUGCACAGAGCCACUAAAUAGCUCAUCAAGGAGCUGCCCGGUGAAAGGACAGAGGGCAAACAAAUGUUGUCUGCUCUCAGUCCCUCCCCCACAAAAAGCACAAGCCAGCGAUCCCAAAAACCCCCCAUUUCUGCAUUCUGUCCAUUUGCUGGAUAUACUUCAACAUCAUCCAUCAAACGGUUGCUCGGUAUAGCCUUACCUUUCCAGAGAACUUUCCACCAGUCCACCUUCUGCUGAGUAGGUCGAAUAAGCUGCCACACUCUUUUAAUAGAAACCGAGGCAUAGGAAGAUCAUCAAGAAGCAGAACAUCAUCCCUGGUCGAGAUGAAAGAAGAUACCUUGCUUCUCAGCUUAAGAUUUUGCACCAGUUCCAAGACCCUGAUGUGCAGGUGUAUCUCCAAAAGCACCUACCCUUCAGCUGAGAAGCAAUACACAAUAUAGUAACGGAUAGUAAUACAAAAUAUUAUCCAUUCUCCGUGUCUAGGUAUAUCAUCAGUAUGUAGUGUGGUUAGAAAAUUUGAUGACUAUUCGACAAUAUAAACAAGAAACAACUUUUUGUCAU